Molecule: messenger RNA, 11615 nt
Organism: Dunckerocampus dactyliophorus (ringed pipefish)
Lineage: Eukaryota; Metazoa; Chordata; Actinopteri; Syngnathiformes; Syngnathidae
Gene: xkr6b
Product: XK, Kell blood group complex subunit-related family, member 6b
Exons: 3
Coding region: 338-2065 (575 amino acids)
Biological process (GO): apoptotic process involved in development; phosphatidylserine exposure on apoptotic cell surface; engulfment of apoptotic cell
Cellular component (GO): plasma membrane
Source: RefSeq, a predicted model, not a curated record
GGACGCGGUGGCUUGCAGCUGGAGGAGGGUUGCGGGGAGGGCUGAGGCAGCAAAAACAAAAUAAUAAAUUGUUCUUUCGCAGUCGGACGGAUUAAAAGUGUUUCAACUCCGCAGAUUAGAUGACCGAAGGACCGAGGGUCGCCAGGAAGAUGCGCUGCGUCCGCGGGGCUUGCGGCUGCUUCUGCGGCGGCGGCGCGCCAUCCGAGCCCGGGGUGAGCAGCGGCGACGCGCAGGCACAGCGCUCGUAGAUGGCUGCGGGGCCCGGGGUCCAAUACAGGUGUCCGGGAAGUGUCGUCACGAGUGGUCGCCGGGGGAGGGGGCAACGUCCGAGGGUAAGAUGGCAGCGAAGUCCGACGGCCGAGGGGUCGUCACCGGCUUCGCCCAGCUGCGCAACCUGGACGAGGUGGUGGGCACCGGGGAGGAGGGCCCCGACAACGGCAGCUCCUUCCACAUCUGCCACUGCUGCAACACCUCGUCGUGCUACUGGGGCUGCCGGAGCGCCUGCCUGCACUACCUCCGGUCCAGGCGGAGGGAGGCGGCGCGGCCACCGCAGGAAGAGCAGCGCCUCUGGCUGGACUGCCUGUGGAUCGUCCUGGCCCUGCUGGUCUUUUUCUGGGACGUGGGGAGCGACGUGUGGCUCGCCGCGCACUACUACCGCAGCCAGGACUUCCUGUGGUCGGGCAUGACCCUCUUCUUUGUGUUGGUGCCCUCGGUCCUGGUGCAGAUCCUCAGCUUCAGGUGGUUCGUGCAGGAUUACACGGAGGGCGGACUGGGCUCCGUGCAGGGUUUGAGUAGUCGCAGAGCCGCGGCCAGUCUGCACAGGGACCGCUGCUGUCGCCUCUCGGUGUGGGUCUGGCAGAGCCUCCUGCAUGUCUUUCAGAUGGGACAGGUGUGGAGGUACAUCCGCACUAUGUACCUGGGCAUCCAAAGCCACCGGCAGAAGGAGAACCAGCGUCGCUUUUACUGGGCUAUGAUGUACGAGUACGCCGACGUCAACAUGCUGCGGCUGCUGGAGACCUUCCUGGAGAGCGCUCCUCAGCUGGUGCUGCAGCUCUGCAUCAUGAUCCAGAGCAACCAGGCCGAGUGGCUGCAGUGUUCUUCUGCCAUGUCCUCCCUCCUGUCUCUGUCCUGGGUGCUAGCGUCCUACCACAAGCUCCUGCGCGACUCCCGCGACGACAAGAAGAGCAUGAGCUAUCGCGGCGCUCUGGUGCAUCUCUUCUGGCGUCUCUUCACCAUCUCCUCCCGGGUGCUCUCCUUCGCCCUGUUCGCCUCCGUUUUCCACAUCUACUUUGGCAUUUUCGUGGUGCUCCACUGGUGCGCCAUGGCUUUCUGGGUCAUCCAUGGCGGCACCGACUUCUGCAUGUCCAAGUGGGAGGAGGUGCUGUUCAACAUGGUGGUGGGCGUGGUGUACGUCUUCUGCUGGUUCAACGUGCGUGAGGGGCGGACACGCUACCGCAUGGUGGCCUACUACACCGUGGUGCUGCUAGAGAACGCCCUCCUCAGUUCGCUGUGGUACGCGUACCGCGACCCGGCCACCACUGACGCCUAUGCCUCUUAUGCCCUCUGUGGCGUCUUCCUGUGCUUUGCCUCAGGUGUGGCCUGCAUGGUCCUCUACUACGGGGUCCUACACCCCAUGGGCCCCCGCCUGAGGGUCUUGGCCAGCUCCUGUUGCGCCGAACUGCUUUGGGGUCUCCCGUUACCCCCCGAGGCCGAGCCCAUGGCCCCCACACCUGGCCCGCGGGGCUCCCAGGCCACCCCGACUAGGGGGCUGGCGGGGGAACACGCGGAGCCCGACGAAACCGCCACAGACACCUGCCUUCCUGUUUUUCAGGUGAGGUCCACAGAGCCCGUGGACGCAUCCGGCAGGCCCAUCCAACCCGAAGGCCCCCUCAUUAAAGUAGACAUGCCCAGAAAGCGCUACCCAGCCUGGGACGCACACUUUGUGGAUCGACGCCUGCGCAGGACCAUCAACGUGCUGCAGUACGUCAGCCCCCACGCGGUGGGCAUCAGGUACAGGGACGGCCCGCUUCUCUAUGAACUCCUGCAGUACGAAUCGUCGUUCUGAAGGCUUCCUCGGCUCUCUUACAGUCCAAACACACGUUCAUGAUUUAUUUUUGGAGAAAAAAAACCCACACAAAGAGGAAAAUCUGAUGAAGCCGCAUAUGCAGAAUAGAAGGAGGGCUGCGUGUGUAGAUAACAUGAAUGUUGCAUACCACACUAUAUGUCCCCCGUCACGCCUAAAGGGAAUGUUGGAGGAGAGUCUCAGAAGGAUGCCCCCCCCACACACACACACACACACAUCCUUAACUUUUACUGCCAUUUUUGAUGUAAAUAAUGUAUGAUUUACCAACCGAGCUCCUUAAGGCCUCCAUUUCUAGCAGGAUGUUGCAAAUUGGGAGGAAGAUUUCCCUCCUGUGAGCUCUCCUGGCUGUUCUAUUUUGGUUGCAAAAUCCUAAAUCGUAAUCACAUCAUGUAUGGCGAGAGAGCGAGAAAAGAAGCACACUGACCUUCAAUCAGUUCCGCCCAAUCGUUUAAACAGGUGUUCUUAGUGCACACUGCCCUCUAGUGGGGGCAAAGGGUUGUGGCGUGUCUUACCCUGACGGUGUGGCCACGAAAAUGACGGUAAUAGCACAAUGAAAGGAGCGUGGAAUACAACAGAAAAAGCACAUCAUCUUUUCAAGUGGAGGGUAGGGUACGGUGGCCGACGGGGGAAAACACUCCAAACACAGAACUGACACAAAAACACACAAACACCGCAAAAUACUGCAUAUUAAAAAUGCUGCAAAUGCCAAAAACACAUGCAAAAACUGCAAGUGCAACGGAUGCCAGCCUGUGCAGCUGAGCCAGAGUACAUGGGUAGGCCUCACUCCAUGACGCCUUCAAGGAAAAGUGCACUUUCUUUGGAAAAAGAAACGAGAAAGGAGCGCUACACCGAGUGUUAACUUUUCCAAACUCAAAAACAAAAGCACAGCAGCAGUGGCGGCAGCUCCAGGCACCUUGAGCACAGCGCAGACGUGCCUCGGGUGAGUGUGUGGUGAAGCUAGUUGGCUUGUCGCUAGCCGGUGUGGUGUGGCGAGGUGUCACUGUGCCAGUAAUGUAGUUCUUGGGCGUAACAAUGUUAAUAAUAAUAAUAACAAUGUCGCUGUAGCUUGGUUAAUAUGCUGGUCACAUGAUGGAAACAGAGCAUUGUUGGCGCUGUUUGGAGAUUUUUUCAGAAGGCUUUAUAGACGGAGUAGGUGCGUCCCAUUACGUGCAUUCUUAGCUGUCUCUUUUUAGCUGUUUUUAUAGCUUUAGAACGCACAGAAAAGAGAACAACGUAUGUGUUAAUGUCUCACAUAAGGAUUGUGGAUGAUGGGCAACAUUUUUUAAAAAGUGCAGUUUUCCUUUAAGAGUUGCAACGGCCGUCGAAGGCUUUUAGCAAUGGCUAGCGCUCUCAACUCUCAGUCGGCUCACUGAGACAAAAAGGUAAGCUUGCCAGGCCACCGGUGGAGCCAGACCUACGCUACGCUAACAUUGCUACUUAAAGCGGUUGCUGUAUAAAAUCCUAAAAUAUGACGAAGACAUCAUGAAUAACGUACGUGGUAUCCCGGCUAACCUUCCUUUUGUUCUGUGAACUUGCAACGUUUCUCUCAUGCAGCUGGCAUUUGCAGCCUUUUUCUUUUGUAUUUGCUGCGCACCCUCGUCGACCAUCCCUUUUUUCUUCCAAACACAAAUCCUCCACCAUUCCCUUCUCAGCCCUGAAGAGUACUUGUGUUUUGAUAAGAACAAUGAGUUUCUUUCAGUAUUUAUUGCUAUUAUUUCACAUGAUUUGGGUGUAAAAUCCAAUGAGUCUAUUAGUUACAAAGCAAUCUACUAAAAGGCAACAGUGUCAUUCUGCAUUCAUUCUGCUAUUCACUGAAAUCAACUCCCGUCAAGAAAUGUAUGAGCAGAAAUGUACCGGGGCGGUGGACAGGGGUUGUCUGCUUCGCUGUGUGGCCGCACGUGCCUGAUAACAUCGUACUGUAAAAAGGCAGAUGCCGUCUAAACGUUUGGGCUAAAGGCGAGAGGGCUCAUUUUCUUUGCCAGGGAUGGAAAAGAACGUGACGGGGAGACUGUGCUAAAGCGUUACCUUGCGGAACAGGUGUCUGUGGCUGUGGAUUGGACCUUAAGGUGCACAGAUGGACGCCUAGCCUACCAAGGUCCUUGCAGCUGAAGCUACAAGUAAUACUCCAGCCUCUCUGCGAGAAGUCAUAAUACCUUCAGAGCAGGGGCUUCCAAAGUCAUUUGCGACCUGUGGCUCCUUUUUUUGGGGGCCGCAACAGAGAAAAUAAAAGAUUUCAAGAAAUACAGCUUAAUUUUAUGAUAACUGUAAGCCAUUUUUUGGCCCGCAGCUCGUUUUUUAUUCAUCCAUUACAGAUAGAUUGACUGCAUGAUUAAACACAUGUACUGUUAAAUAUUCCACUCAUUUGCUUUGCCACCUACUGUAUAACACAUAUCAAUGUCAGUAUCAGCAGUCUGGAUGCUGCUUCAGCUGCCGCCUUCACGACUACUAUUACUACACAGGAAGCCGAACAGCUCGUGAACCCGGGUGGUAGUUGCUCACGCUCCCUGGGGCUGUGCCCCCUAGCGUUUUGGUAGAGAAUUGCAAGUCUCAAAGCUAAGCUCGUGAAACAUUACAACAAGACACGUCCUUUUUUCCCCGAAAAACUAAUGCAAUAAUUACUUUCAAUUACUUUUUGGGAAAGUAACUAGUAACUACACCCUAAUUGCUUUUACUAAAGUAAUCUUCCCAACACUGAUGCUAAAUAUACCAAACCAGUUGGACUUCACAACACUUCUACUCUCACUCUCGACUCUGUUUACUCUCUCACCGUCAGAGCUAAAAAUCAGUUCAUUUCGCAUUUAAACCAGGGAUGCUCCGAUGGAUCGGCCACCGAUUAGUAUCAGACGAUUUCCGUAAAAAACACGUGAUUGGCGUAAAUGCGGACAAAUGCCGUUUGAUCACUCCCAUGUCCAACCUAUUGGAGUUCCACUUUUCUUGCAUCGUUCUUUACAGAAUUACCCGCCUAGCUUCUCGUCUUGUUUUUUUUAGCUUUACCUUUACACUGUGUUCCAGAUGAUUAUGCAAAAUGGAUUUUACUAUCACAAACAUAAACAUGUUUUUGUUUUCCAAUGAAAUUGAAGGAUGGCAUUGUGUCUUGGGGCUCUUUGGAUGACUGAUAUCAAUCUGGGACAAGUGUCAUCAUCAGCUUGCCAGGUGAGCCCGAUUAAAAGAAAACUACUUCAAAGUGAUGUUCCACAUUACGAAGCACGCCUCGGACGAGGCAUCAAAACAUUGAUUCAUUCACAAAAACUUUGGAACGGUGAAGAUAUUUGCGGCUGAUGGACAUGACAGGCGGGAUUGUGCUGAUAAAGGCGUCGUGAGAAAAGUUUGUGGCAGCAAAUGUAUGGAAUGAAGAGAGCAGCUGCUAAAAAGCCAUUAAAAAGCAGCAAACGGGUAUCUGAAGCUGCUGGUGCCUCUGAAGCCCCAGGAGCCUCCACAGGCUUGCAGUUCUGCAUGAACCCACUAUUUGGCCACCCCUCACCAAUACCCACAAGCAGAGCGGGCCAACAAAUACAUGAAGAUGAAUUUCCAAACAAUCCUGCUUACUGAUGAGGGGGGGUGCAACCUCGGGUGGUCCGCGUGGAUGAAGGCUGUGAUGUCAGCAAGGAGGCGGCUGACUCACGUCUUGGAUGGGAAUCGUUGGGAGAGAGCUAGUAGGCCCUUGAUGGUCACUGAAGGUGUGAAAAUGACCUCAGCAAAGUAUGUAGAGUUUCUCACUGGCCACUUUCUUCCAUGGUACAAUAUGAAGAACCAAAAGGACCUUCAUGCAUGACAAUGCACCAUCUCAUGAUGCAAAGAAUACCUAGCUCUCUGGCAUUGGCUCUUAUGGCCAUAAAAGGAGAGAAACCCACGGUUUGGCCCCCUUUUCCCCCCCUGACCUCAACUCAGUUGAGAACCCGUGCAGCGUCGUCGAGCAAAAAGUCUAUGAGGGUGGGAGGCCGAUCACAACAAAACAGCAGCUGUGGGAGGCUUUUCUGACAUCUUGCAAAGAAAUCCAAGCAGGAACGCUCCAAAAACUCCCAAGUUCAACGUAAGAAGUGUGAAGGUUAUAUCAAAGAAGGGAUCUCAUGUUAGCAUGUUUCACCAAAUAUGACCUCCUGAUGCUGCUAAUUCAACAAAUGAGCAUUUUGGCUUCUUAACAAGCAGCGAAAUGUGGGACAGUGAAAUGCGGGGCAGUGAAAUGCGGCACAGUGAAAUGCGGCACAGUGAAAUGUGGCACAGUGAAAUGCGGGGCAGUGAAAUGCGGCACAGUGAAAUGCGGCAGGUUCAUGACUUGAAAAUGAGGAUGACCGGUCAUUUAUAUUGAAUAUUUAGCAAAAUCAGAGAAAAGUAUCAUGACAUAAUGAUUUGGAACACAGUGUACGGGGGGCGUGUUCACUUUUCCAAGUGUCACCGAACAACUUGUCUUCAAAACACUGUUUGUGUGUGCUUGUUUAAUGAACAUAAAGACAAUCUGCCCAAAAGUUUAUUUUUAAUAACUACCUGUUUGCCAGGGAUGCUUGGAAUUGUCUAACGGGGCCCCAACCAACAGCACUCAUCAUGAAUAAAUGCAAAAAUGUUCAGUUCGUCCAGUUCGUGUGAUCGGCAUCGGUGUGGAUGAUGGAUGAUGGGUGUCGGAAUCGGCUGCAUAAAACCCUAAUUUAAACGUUACCCAAGUUAGCUUAGCAGGUGAGAAAAAUGUGUUUUUCUUUGUUUAUCUCAAGCUGUUGCGUCUCACACUUUGAAAAACCCCGACGUAACGUAUUUUGAAACACCGUGGAUUGGUUUCAGCGUGUUUAUGACGCAAAAGUAGUUUGCUUGCAGAGCUGAUUGGUUGACAGAGAAAGGAAUUGGGUUAUGAAAAGCAUGGAUUGGGACAGCGCCGAUGGAGUUACGUGCUGGCGGAAUUAUUGCCAGUCGCCCACCUGACUCAAACAGAACCCAUACCUUUUUUUUAGACGGAGGGAGGACGGGAACGAACUCGUUCAUUAGCUGGAGGAGUCUUCGUCUUUCCCUGCAGUCCUCGUAGCUCGUUCGACUCCAUCCCCGGUUGCUGCUCCGCCCUCUCGCCGAUCUCCAAGUACUUGCCGUACUCCCCCCGUGAAGCACUUCCACAUGCUCUGGUUGGUUGAGGGCUGAGCCGUUGGAGAUCCUGACAUGAGAACAUGCAAUGAGGUCCACUGCUAAAUAAGAAUUGAUGAGUCAGCUAUGGGCGGAUCACGCAUUCACCUGGUUAGCGUACACGUUGGACCUUGUCAGCGGGGUAGCGCCCGUCAAGGUUCCAAGCUUCUCCAGUGUGGGGAGGAAACGCCAGCAGCCAGAGUAGUUCAGCCCUGGUGUAGUCGACGAAUGAGCAGCCAUGUUAGUUAGUUAGGUGUUAGUCAAUGACUGCUUUCCUCAGGAGCAACACACCAAGACCACUAAAUCAGCUGACUCAGGGGUGUCUCAAUGCAGUUCUCAUCCCCAGGAAUGUCACUCCUCCACAAAACCACAUCCUGGACCACACCUCACCUGCUGGGACCCCGCGGUUUCUGCUUAGUUUUGGGGAAUGCUGAUUAUUUUGAAAUUGGUGGCUGCCUGGCACAUGACUCUGCAGACAAAUCAGGUGCAAUUUACACUGUGAUUCAUUUCUUCUUUUCACCAGUGGGGCGUCAGAACCAAGAUUAUCUUGUCAAUAUUUCAGCUUGCGGUGCUUAAUGUUGUGCGUAUUGCAGAUGAGGAAGCGGCAAAUCUAUUUUGCAUAUUUCUAUAGUACAGCCUGGUAACAAGGGUUCUAGCAGUCAGAAAAGGACUUUUUGUUUUUUUGUUGUUUUAUUUAAAGACCAAAUUGAUUUCAAGAGCUAACACUGCAAGUGGAAGCCUUUUCUAAUGCAUGUAGAGUCGUUUUCAGGCCAGUAACAGCAUUUCCCCACGUCACAGCAAGACCGUCUGAACAUGAAGCGUGUGUUCUUUUCAGUCUUUGUUGUGCCUUCCAACCUUUUAGGGCUGCUUUAGUCCGGCCCGGCUCGGCAGCCGAGGUUUCGCCGCAAAAACCAUGAGGCCAACGUUUUUAUGUGUGUUGUACUGUUUUUGCCAGAACGCUAAACGUAGGCGUCUGUAUCGUUCCAAAACGGGAUGACGCCAAACUCCAAAUUAGCUGACGCAUUCGUGUUGACGCCACUCUGUUGGGAUUCCCAGAACCAAACGGUUCAUUCAAGCAACACUUUGCAUGUUCUCCACUUGAGUGAAAGCUUCUGUGUUAUUUGAUAUACAGUGGAAUCCCCAAGGUUGAACACAAUCCAACCCCGGUUUCCCCCGCAGCAACUUGUGUCAUUACAGUCGUCCCUCCCUGUUUACUGUGACACUGCUCGAGCAGGAGUUUUAUUUACGUCGUACAUGGCUUAUUUAGUCUUAUUCUGUCUGCUAUAUUGGCCGAUACGAGUGUAAAGCCAUUUAAAGCCGCAAGGACGUACGCUGGAAGUACACUGUCCAGAAAACAACAGCAAUGCCAACGUGUGAGUCUAUGUUGUCUUAUUUAUGUCAAAUAUGUCUUAUUUUCUCUGAUUGUAUCUGCUAUAUUGGGUAAUACAAAUGUCUUGAGGGCUGUAAUCAUAUUAAAGAAACAUAUUUAACUAUUUAAGUAUGAAAAUAUGUAAAUAUUUCAUUUAUUAAUAUUGAAUCCUAUUCAUUUAUCACGAUCGGGUCUGGAACCAGUUCAUUUUUUUCUUAAAAUUGAUGUUAAAAUCUGGUCUCGUCUCAUCCUCGCGAACCCAAUCUUGUGCAUCGUCUUGUCUCGUGAGUUGGGUGCUGCGUGACACCCCCAUUCAUUUACAAUGCUUUUUUAACGGUGGGUUCUUGUGUUUGUUUUUGUAAAUAAUGCAUUUAAUCCCAAUUUUAUCCACUCCGGGCACCACGUAACUUUUGUCUUUGCCAUAAUUCCAGCAGACUGGUGAGUUAGGCUAACAAGGAUGUUUAUGAUAGAACUAGCUGUUAUUUGUCUGUUUUAAUUGAAAAACAUCAUUUAUUGUGUCCCAUUUUGAUGAAUUCAUUGCACUUCUAACUCAUGGGAUUAUCCAUUUUUCAUCAAUCUUCAAUUUGUCUAACUAACUAACUAGUGGUUGUAGGCACUUUGACCAAAUAAAAUCACAGGUACUGGACAGACGGCCAAUGAUAUAUUGGCUGCUCCAUAAGAUGUGGGCGGGGCAACAAACUUUGAUGAUCAAUCAGACAGUUCACCGCUAAACUGCAAACGUUAAUAACUCAGUUCCUCAAGCUCACAUCUUCAUCAUCAUUGGUACAUAAAGUAUGCAGAAGCCGAUGCCUUGAAGCUAAAUGUUGGUCACUUCCUGAAUUUUGUCUCAGCGCCAACCGGGGGUAACAGGAAAUGAAAUGCGCAUGCCCGCCGACUUACGUGAACCCUGAGUUCCACGGCGUUGCAAGGGCCCGUUUUGUUUCUUUACUUUCUGCUUUUCUCCGUCAAGGGUCGCUACAGGGAGUCAAUCGCAUAGUUUUUACACCCGAUGCCCUUCCCGACAUGGCCCCGGACAGGUAUCGAACCCACGGCCUUUGCCGUGCAAGUGUGCACCGUUACACCACCAGGGAUGUUGGCGAUGAAGCCAUAUUGCACUGUGCAGCCGGGACGGAGACGUGUGUCGCCAUCGCUUCAUCACUUCCACAGAGGAAGUGAUGGCGAUCGCCGGUAUUUUUGUGCGACUUCGGUGCUUUUUUUUCCGCUGUCGCUCGUCAAAUUCCAAGCGACAUGGCCUCCGCUGUGUUGGACUGUCGGGGUUCCACUGUGUAUUUACAUCCUUCACGUUUGCUUUUGUGCUCAAGAUGCCAGCCAGCCACGAAUUGGCCGCUCGAUGAUUGUUUUGUAUGUUUCUUGUGUCUAUCUAUGCCUUGACGCCAACGAUUUGUAGUGCCAAGACUUGUUUUCUGUGUGUGUCGUGUAAUGUUUGUCUGGAUUUUUAAAAUAAGUGUAUAAAGCUAGGUUUCAAAAUGUGCAGGACUCCGAAGCAAUCUGAUUCUUGAUUUCACUUUGAAACAUCCUCAUUUCCUGUUUUUUCCCCCCACCUCCCAGCAUGCAUCUCAUUGUGAGGUGAUGAACGGUUCCUGCACGGCAGCCCCUCUGAUUUCUGCACUGAUGUGAAGCAGCAGGGCGUCUUAGUUUUACAGUAUGUCACCGCUCUUCGUGACAGAACAGGAUGAAUGAAUAGGAUGCAUUCUCUUUUGUUUCUUAAUAACCUGGUGCUGAACAAACUCAUUCAGUGGUGCUAACACUGUGGAGUCCACUUUUCGGACUUUCCAAAGAGCAUAAAAAAAGACUCCAGUGUCAACGCAAUGCUCGACAGCAAGCACCUCAAACCCACAGAAAUCUACAGCAAAACUUCCCAAUGGUGCCAUUUUUUUAUUUACCACUCAAUGCACAAACAAGUACAGUACAGCUACAGUCUGCACAUUGUCUCGUUAAUUAUUCUCAGCAUACAGGUGCUUUUUCUUUCCUUUCUUGUCUGUUUGUUAUUUUUAUUCUGGGGCAAUGAAACGCUACAUCACUUUGGCCCAGAAGCACAAACUACAGAAGGAAAUUGACUUAAAAAAAACUAACAAAAAAACAAUAUAUAUCUAGAACGUGAUUGCUGUGUUGUAAAGUCAUCUAUAUGUCCUGUGUGUAUCUAUUGUUUUAUUUAUAUUGUACAAUUGGCUGUAACAUUUUAUUGGAACAUGGAUUUGAUAUUGCAAUGACUGUGGGUGUCACAUUAAUUGCUGCUAAUUUCAAAAUUACGAUGAAAAAAAGUGUUGCUUUGUUGAUAUUCACUCAAUUUCUAGAUUGUGUUAGCUUGUGGGUAUAUAUUUAAAUAACCCCUCCCUGGGCUAUAUAUGAUUUCUAUCGGUGGAGUAUUGCAGCAAUCGGCAGUGUAUGAAUUUCUGACUGCAGAGGAUUUCAUUGUGAUGGUUGAAUAUAAAAUGUAAGUAAAAUAUUUCAUGGAAUUCCCUUUCUUUAAAAAAAAACAAAAAAACAAAACAAGCAAAGCUGAUGUCCAGUAUUGUACCUUUCCCUGUUUUAGGGAACAAUAUGAAUAUUAUUAUUAUGAAUAACAUAUGGUGCUAAAGUUCUUUUUGUAUGUUUUGGUUUUUAGAUGACAUGAGAACUAUUAUGCUGAAAAUAUAAUGUUAAGCCUUACUGUAGAUUCAUAUAUAAGACUGUUCAUCCCAGAAGAGAAAAAUAAAUAUAGUAUUUGAAAGUGCAAUGUGACUGUCAUCUAUUUAUUUCACAUUUCAUUUCAUGAGCCUGGCAAAAGUGUUGUUUUCAAAUGACUUCAUCAGGACAUAUCCGGACUUUAAUAUUUAUUUAAAAUGUAUCAAAAGUGAUGUUGUUGAUGAUGACGAUUACUGUUCAUAUACAAAAUCAAUUGCCUCGUAUUUAACGGCAUAUUACUGAUUCGGCCACCAGGGGCGCUAUUUAAUCGCUUGGGGGAAAUGUUGUUGGGCACCACUUGUUGGUUCGCAUGUAUUAGUCUCUUAUAUAUCACGCAUGCAAUCUGUUGCUUGAUUUUCUAUCUAAAAUUCUUAUGAU